Molecule: messenger RNA, 1793 nt
Organism: Olea europaea var. sylvestris
Lineage: Eukaryota; Viridiplantae; Streptophyta; Magnoliopsida; Lamiales; Oleaceae
Product: probable protein phosphatase 2C 63
Exons: 4
Coding region: 264-1433 (389 amino acids)
Biological process (GO): protein dephosphorylation
Molecular function (GO): protein serine/threonine phosphatase activity; cation binding
Source: RefSeq, a predicted model, not a curated record
AACUAUUUUUCCAACCUACAAAACAAAAGCCUAAAACGCGGACUGCAAGUGGUCUCGUGUUUCUUCACCUUUCACACUUCUUUCUCACGCGGUAUUCCACUUUCUUACCCCGUAGUCUUCCAUAAAACCCCCAGAAUUCACCUCCACCCGCACGAUUCUUACAGAACUGUAUAAACAUCAUACAUCCACAGACAAAAUUCCAUAAAAUUAUACUUAAAAAUCUGAAAUUGCCUAAAAAAAAAAAAGGAAUUGCGAUAUAGAAGAUGCUGAGAUCGAUCUGUUUUAGACCAUUGGAGAGAUGCUUAGGAAUUCGAAAUGAUGGGUUGUUAUGGCACAUGGAUUUGAAGCCCCACCCGUCUGGAGAUUUUUCUAUAGCUGUUAUGCAGGCUAAUUCUAGCCUCGAAGACCAGAGCCAAGUCUACACUUCGCCAUCAGCAAUUUACAUCGGCGUCUACGAUGGACACGGAGGCCCUGAAGCCUCCCGUUUUGUUAAUCGACACCUCUUCCCUUAUUUACACAAAUUUACCAAAGAACAUGGAGGGCUAUCCGUGGAUGUAAUAAAGAAGGCAUUUAAUGCUAUAGAAGAGGAUUUUACUCGACUGGUGAAGCGAUCAUUGCCUAUCAGACCACAGAUUGUUUCAGUCGGAUCAUGUUGUCUAGUCGGUGCAAUUUCAGAUGGUGAACUGUAUGUUGCAAAUUUAGGAGACUCAAGAGCAGUGCUUGGCAGCAAAUGCUCUGAUGGGAAGAGGAAUUCGGUGGUGGCAGAGCGAUUGUCAACAGAUCAUAAUGUGUCAUGCGAAAAGGUAAGGAGGGAGGUCGAAGCUCAACAUCCUGAUGAUUCACUUAUAGUUAUCAAUUGUCGUGGAGUUUGGAGAAUCAAGGGCAUAAUUCAGGUAUCAAGAUCUAUUGGCGAUGUCUAUCUGAAAAAACCCGACUUCAACAGAGACCCCCUUUUCUUACAAUUCGGAAAUCCUGUUCCUUUGAAGAGACCACUAUUAACAGCUGAACCCUCAAUUGUAACUCGGAAGCUCAGGCCACAAGAUUUGUUCUUAAUCUUUGCCUCAGAUGGCCUCUGGGAACAUCUCAGUGAUGAAGCUGCUGUGGAUAUUGUAUAUAAAUACCCAAGAGCUGGUAUAGCCAAGAGAUUAGUCGGAGCUGCCAUUCACGAGGCAGCAAAGAAGAGGGAGGUGAGAUACAAGGACAUUAGAAAGAUCGAAAAGGGAGGUAGGCGCCAUUUCCAUGAUGAUAUUACUGUGAUUGUGAUCUAUCUUGACCAUGAUCAUCGUAAAAGCCCUAAACACGAUCAAGGGUCUGUUGGCAUUACCAGCGCCCCUGUUGACAUCUUCUCCUAUAAUUCAGAUGAAAUCGAGGAAAAUCCAGUUGACAAGAUUUUCCCCAAUGAGGAGUCUCGGCAUAUAUUGGCGGUAUCCUAAAUAGAAUGUGGAAACUUGAAAAUCGGUAAUCUUGUAUACAGGUUUCCGCGUAAAUAAAAUUAUAGUUGCUGUUUGAUGCUGCGAUGAAAAGGCAAGGUUUUUCAUGUAGGUUUUUACAGAAAAUAAACAAUUUUUUUGUUCUUUGCAUGUUAGUUUUUAUUGGAGUUGAGUUAGCAGAUCGCAUUUGUACUGAUACGUAUUUUUUAAGUUGAGUUUUGCACUCGUUUAUGCUUAAGAUCAUAGACCAGCCAUAGCAUUUGCAGAGCAUGUUUCUUUCUUCUAUAUUUGCCUCAAGACACCAAUCUUGGCUACCAUUUUACAAGGACAACUGAUCAAUCUAAAUAUUCCAUUUUUAGUUUA